This is a messenger RNA of Oryza brachyantha (malo sina), 1395 nucleotides long. RefSeq names its product DNA-(apurinic or apyrimidinic site) endonuclease, chloroplastic-like. The record is from RefSeq and is a predicted model, not a curated record. Gene Ontology annotation, biological process: base-excision repair. Gene Ontology annotation, molecular function: phosphoric diester hydrolase activity; DNA binding; endonuclease activity. Lineage: Eukaryota; Viridiplantae; Streptophyta; Magnoliopsida; Poales; Poaceae. Gene Ontology annotation, cellular component: nucleus.
UCAUCACGAUUUUCGGAGGCCUCGCUUGAAGGCACUGACGCCCGCGGAGGCAGUAAACCGCGAGACAUUUUGGCUUUCCUCCCGAACUCGAUACUAUCGUCUCCACAGGUUUACCCAAGGUUUCUCUCUCACUCUCUGCACCUUACGCAUGGCGGCGAUCCGCGCCUCUUCUCUCCGGGCUCCGGCUACAAGGAUUGUGGAAUUGACAAGGACAAAGAUGUCGAGCAUGUCAGGCUUUGCGGCUUCUCAGCGUGGAUAUCCUCCCCAAGGUCAUGAGCCCUGGACUAAACUUACACACAGAGAGAAAUUACCAGAAUGGCUUGCAUACAAUCCAAGGACCAUGAGGCCUCCACCACUUAGCCGUGAUACUAAGUGCAUGAAAAUUUUAUCCUGGAAUGUUAAUGGGCUUCAUGAUGUUGUGACCACACAAGGUUUUUCUGCACCUAACUUGGCCCAGAGAGAGAAUUUUGAUGUGUUAUGUCUUCAAGAGACGCAUUUGGAGGAAAAGGAUAUUGAAAAUUUUAAGAAUCUGAUAGCAGGCUAUGACAACAGCUAUUGGUCAUGCAGUGUCUCAAGGCUUGGCUAUUCAGGGACUGCGGUAAUUUCACAGGUUAAACCAAUUUCUGUCCAAUAUGGACUUGGCAUACCCGAACAUGAUCAUGAGGGCAGGGUUAUUACUUUGGAGUUUGAUGGGUUUUACUUGGUAAAUGCCUAUGUUCCAAAUUCUGGUCGAUUUUUACGUAGAUUGACUUACAGGGUCAAUAACUGGGAUCCAUGUUUCAGCAACUAUCUAAAAAUACUGGAAAAGUCCAAACCAGUAAUUGUUGCUGGUGAUCUUAACUGUGCUCGUCAGAGCAUUGACAUUCACAAUCCUCCAGCAAAAACCAAGUCUGCAGGCUUCACAAUUGAAGAGAGAGAGUCAUUUGAGACAAAUCUUUCUAGCAGAGGCUUUGUGGAUACUUUCAGAAAACAGCACCCUAAUGCUGUGGGCUAUACCUUCUAAAACCAACGGAUAACCAACAAAGGUUGGCGAUUAGAUUACUUUCUUGUGUCAGAAUCGAUUACCGACAAGGUUCAUGAUUCAUACAUUCUUCCUGAUGUAUCAUUCAGCGACCACAGUCCAAUCGGCCUCGUACUAAAGCUAUAGCAUUGACGAGACUCUAAAAUGCGAGAGCUUACUGAAGCCAACUGUACAUAAUCACUUGAUAAAUGCUUCAGGAUAAAUCUUUGACCAGUGUGAAAUGAUGCGAGCUGUUGUAGAGAUGGUCUGCAUAUCCAUGCCCGUGAAUAUUACGCCUGUUUUGUAACUGUUCGUUCUGAGCCUCCAUGCAACGUUGUCAAAAUCUCGGCAUCAUAUGAUUUUAUGACUGUAAUUAAGGGGUCUGAUUCGACUAA